CCACGCUCGAUUGGUCAGACGCCGACAUAAGGGCGAAACCAGUGGCCUUCGGGGCACGCAAAAGCCAAACCGCGCCGUUUCCUGUCCUCGCUUAGGUUUCUUCGUUUGGCCAGCGCUACUGAGUAGAGAGAUGGCGGAGCGGCUCUCAUCCACCGCGGCCUCCCGCCUCGGCGCCUGCCUCCUUCCCCCCGCCGCCGCCUCCUCCAAGCGGGCGUCCGGGACCCGAUCGUCCCUCCCCGUCCUCCCAUCUCCGCCUUGCGCCGCCGCCGGCCUCCGUUCCCGCCUCCUCCCUGCCGCCGGCCUCCGCCCCUCCUCGCCUCUCUCCUCCCUCCGCCUCGGUCUCUGCCAGAGACCGGCAGCAAGGAGCCGCGCUAUGAGCUCAUCCGCCAUGUGCUCGGCGUCAGAUCCGGCGCAGCUGAAGAGCGCGAGAGAGGACAUCAGGGGGCUACUUAACACCAGCUUCUGCCACCCGAUUCUGGUUCGUCUGGGAUGGCAUGAUGCUGGUACAUAUGACAAGAAUAUUGCAGAGUGGCCACAGCGGGGUGGAGCUAAUGGAAGCCUGAGAUUUGAAAUAGAGCUAAAACACGCAGCCAAUGCUGGUCUUGUAAAUGCUUUAAAGCUUCUUCAGCCUAUCAAGGACAAAUAUUCAGGUGUUACUUAUGCAGACUUGUUCCAGCUAGCCAGUGCUACAGCUAUUGAGGAGGCUGGCGGUCCCAAAAUCCCUAUGAAGUAUGGAAGAGUAGAUGUAUCUGGACCUGAGCAGUGCCCACCUGAGGGAAAGCUUCCUGAUGCUGGCCCACCUUCACCUGCUGGUCAUUUGCGGGACGUAUUCUACAGAAUGGGCCUUAACGACAAGGAGAUUGUUGCAUUAUCUGGUGCACAUACGCUAGGAAGGUCCAGACCAGAGCGUAGUGGUUGGGGAAAAUCAGAAACGAAGUAUACAAUGGAUGGACCUGGAGCACCUGGAGGACAGUCAUGGACAGUGCAAUGGUUGAAGUUCGACAACAGCUACUUCAAGGACAUCAAAGAACGAAGGGAUGAAGAUCUACUAGUUUUGCCUACAGAUGCUGUUUUGUUUGAGGACCCAUCUUUCAAGGUUUAUGCUGAGAAAUAUGCAGAGGAUCAGGAUGCAUUUUUCAAGGAUUAUGCUGAAGCUCAUGCUAAACUUAGCAAUCUGGGUGCCAAAUUUGAUCCUCCAGAGGUUAGUCAUUGCAUUGAAUUAGUCGGGUUUUGCUUGUUAUUCAAUCAUUUUUUUUAUUUAUAUGACCAAUUAAAAGAAAGGGGAGAUGCAAUUUAUCUUCAGUCUCUUGAAAAUAAUACUCAUGCUGUGGGGAUUAUCGGCCAGGGUAUCUCAAUAGAUGAUGACUCAAAAAGCGCAGCACCGGAGCAAUUUGUGGCAGCAAAGUAUUCUUCUGGUGAAAAGAAGAGAGAACUAUCGGAGGCUAUGAAACAGAAGAUAAGAGCAGAAUAUGAAGCGGUUGGAGGCAGCCCAGAUAAGCCUCUCAAGUCCAAUUACUUCCUCAAUAUCAUGAUCCUGGUUGCAGCCUUGGCAUUUUUGACAUCUCUGCUUGGAAACUGAACAAUAUUUUUGUUUCGGCUUCUGUGUUUUUCACCUAUCAUUGGUGCCAUCUCGCUGGUACUAGGACAUGGUGUGUGUUCGCAUGGAGUAAAGUUUGAGCAAUGAAUAUAGUUUUUCAUGAAAACUUGGACA
Messenger RNA from Phoenix dactylifera (date palm), 1711 nucleotides. Its product is annotated as putative L-ascorbate peroxidase 6, chloroplastic/mitochondrial. Lineage: Eukaryota; Viridiplantae; Streptophyta; Magnoliopsida; Arecales; Arecaceae. Gene Ontology annotation, biological process: cellular response to oxidative stress; hydrogen peroxide catabolic process; response to reactive oxygen species. The record is from RefSeq and is a predicted model, not a curated record. Gene Ontology annotation, molecular function: heme binding; peroxidase activity.